AUUCUUGGCAUAGUUGGCAUUCUAGCAAACGUUUUGAAUAUUUUGGUACUGUUUCGCCACAGCUUAAAUGAUUCCAUCAGCGUUGUCCUGUUUGGCACAGCUGUGUCAGACUUGAUAUAUUCAUUGAAUGAAACUUUGAACAGACUUAUUGCAAUUAUUGGUGAAGUUUUCGGCUAUGAUCUUACCUUUGACGCUUUCUCCUUCUUUUAUGUUUAUUUGCGCUAUAUCAGUCCAUGCGCCAUAACCAUCAGCGCUUGGCUGGUGGCUCUCGUCUCCAUGGAGAGGAUGUUCGCUGUUUGUUUUCCAUUCCAUGCUUCAAGAAUUAUCACCGUUAAACGUAUGACAUUUAUGGUUCUGUUCGUAUAUGUUUUUUUGGUUUUUUUAAACAGCCCAGCGAUAUUCGAUCAUUAUCUAACGAGUUUUUUCUAUCCUGUUAGUAACUACACUGGAGAAGCUAUGCUUGAAAGGAAAUUUUUCAUGGACAAUCCAUGGUUUGAGACUUUUUUUUACAAUGAGGUCCUACCGGUCGUAGGCUCACCACUUCCCAUGAUAGCUAUUCUUGUUUUCACACUUGCAACAAUCAUACGGCUCGGGGUGUCCUCCAAGACUAUUGGUAACAUGUCAACCUCACGAGCCAAGCGCGCCAAGGAAAUGACAUCUAUCAAAAUAUCUCUAGCUAUCAGCUGCUCUAUGGUUUUGUUGAUUUUUAUGCCUAGAGCCGGUCUUGAUGCUUAUUAUAAGAUUAUGGAUCGGAGCUUACUACCACAUGUAUGGGCAUUCUACAAUGAACUCACGGAACUAGCUCGCCAAUUGAACGCGACCAUAAAUUUUUUUAUAUAUGUGGCGUUCAGUUCAAAGUUCCAGAAAACAUUUUUAAAAGUGAUACAAUGCAAGUACGGCAAUUGA
This is a messenger RNA of Lymnaea stagnalis (great pond snail), 906 nucleotides long. Lineage: Eukaryota; Metazoa; Mollusca; Gastropoda; Lymnaeidae. The record is from the annotation of a GenBank genome assembly.